Molecule: messenger RNA, 1908 nt
Organism: Auxenochlorella protothecoides
Lineage: Eukaryota; Viridiplantae; Chlorophyta; Trebouxiophyceae; Chlorellales; Chlorellaceae
Product: SEC1 family transport protein SLY1
Exons: 9
Coding region: 1-1908 (635 amino acids)
Biological process (GO): intracellular protein transport; endoplasmic reticulum to Golgi vesicle-mediated transport
Cellular component (GO): Golgi membrane; cytosol
Molecular function (GO): syntaxin binding
Source: RefSeq, a predicted model, not a curated record
AUGGCGCUCAACAUCCGCCAGAAGCAGGCUGAUGCGGUGGUGCGCAUGCUGCAUCUCAACUCCUCGCCCCAGAGCACCGGGCGGGGCGGGGAGGAUCUGUACAAGGUGCUCAUCCUCGAUGCAGCCACCCAGGACGUGCUGGCCCCGCUGCUCCGCGUCAAGGACCUGCGCCGGCACGGCGUCACCCUGCACCUCACCCUGGACUCCAACCGCCAGCCCAUCCCCGACGUCCCUGCGGUAUACUUUGUGGCCCCCGGCCCGCACAGCACCGCCCGCAUCGUGGCCGACCUGGCGGCCUCCCUGUAUGACUCCUACCACCUCAACUUCUCCACCCAGCUGCCGCGCAAGGAGCUGGAGGCGCUGGCCGAGGGCGCGGCGCGGGAGGGCUCUGCCGCGCGCGUGGCCCGCGUGCAUGACCAGUACCUGCAGUACAUUGCGCUGGAGGCGGGGCUGUUCAGCCUGGGCCUGCCCGCCACCUACGUCGACCUUAACGACCCCUCCGCCCAGGACGCCCAGAUCCAGGGUGCAGUCGGCCUCGUCGUGGAGCGCCUCUUCUGCGUCCUGGCCAGCACUGGUACGGUGCCCAUCAUCCGCUGCCCCAGGGGCGGCGCCGCGGAGCACGUUGCCUCGCUGCUAGAUGCCCGGAUAAGGGAGGCCCUACAUCAGCGCGGCAGCGUGUUUGCCGACGGGGCCGGCGCGGCCGGCGCAGGCUUGGCCGCCAGCCUACACCGCCCCCUGCUGGCGAUCUUCGACCGCAACUUUGAGCUGUCGGUCAUGCUGCAGCACGCCUGGACCUACAAGCCCCUAGUGCACGAUGUGCUGGGCAUGCGACUGAACCGCGUGACGCUGGCGGCGCCGGGCGGCGCGCCUGGCGCCGGCACCCACGUCCCCAAGACCUUUGAGGUGGACGACUCCGACUUCUUCUGGUCUGCGCACGGGCGCGAGCAGUUCCCCAAGAUCGCAGAGCAGGUGGAGGCGGAGCUGGCGCGGUACCGCGCCGCCGUGGAUGAGCUCAACCGCAGCGCGGGGUCAAACGUGCUGGACGCCGCGGCCGACCCCGCGGACCUCAUGGCCGGCAACACCAAGCACCUCAUGAGCGCCAUCAACUCGCUCCCUGAGCUGACGGAGCGCAAGCGUUCGAUAGACAAGCACACCAACCUGGCAACGCACCUGCUGGGGGCCAUCAAGGAGCGGGGCCUGGACCAGUAUUAUGCGCUGGAGGAGGAACUCACCGCGGGCAAGGAGCACGUGGAAGCAGUGCUCAAACACCUCCAGGGCUCGCAAGGCACUGUCACCGAUAGGCUGCGCCUGGCCCUGGUCUGGCUGCUCACCUGCCCCACGGCGCCGCUGGAGGCGGAAUGCGAGAGGGUGGAGACCGCGCUCGCGGCUGCAGGGGCGGAUGUGCGGGCGUGGGCAUAUGCCCGCCGCAUGCGCCGCAUGAACCUCACCGGCAAAUCACAGUCGUCUGCCGCCCUGGCGGACGGCCGUGGCGUGUUUGGAGGCGCCGCCCAGGCGCAGCUUACGACCCUGCUGGGCAGCUCCUUUGGGCAGGGCUUGUCCUCCCUGACCAAGGGCGUGAAGAACCUGCUUGCAGGGGAGCAGCAGGCGGCCGUCACAGUGGCCGUGGAGGCCCUCAUGGAGGGCCGGCCCAACCCAGACGUCGAUGGGUACGCUUACUUUGACCCCAAGGCCCCCAUCGGCUCUGGCCCCAGACCCCAGGGUCCAUUCAAGCAGGCCAUUGUCUUCAUGGUUGGGGGCGGCAACUUCCUCGAGGCUGAGUCUCUGCAAUGCUGGGCCAGCAGGGCCCAGCCCACGCCCAAGCACGUGGUGUAUGGGGCGACUGAGCUCCUCUCCCCAGAGACAAUGUUGGAACAGCUGUCGGCCUUGGCUGUGCGGGGUGGACUCUAG